AUCGCAUACUGUGUUUCAACUCAAUAGAAAAAUUAUAGAUCAAAGUCGUGUUAUCAUUGCCACAAGGAUCCCCCGUGACUGCAUAGAACAGGAUGUGGCAAAUCAGAUCUAAUGGACAAUGACCAUCAUCUAGGAUGUCAAGCAUAUCACACGAGAACCUACGAUACGAAUGAAUGUUCAUCGGCUGGACUCCCGCUGACUCCGUGCUCUAUACGAAUUCAUGGACGGUUCCAAAGACUCAUCAAAUUGCGUCAUCCUCGAUUAUGUAACUACAUUGAUUGUUCACGGUCGGGUAACGAAGACGUACUUUUUGUUUUGGAACAUGGAAAGAACUGGCUUAAGCCAGAUAAAUUUGAUUCCAGUGAUGUUUUGAAACACUCUUAUCAGAUCUUGCAAGGCCUGGAUUACCUGCAUAGUCAAAAAAUUCCUCAUCACUGUCUUGACUGGAACUGUCUCAAUAUUUCAAGUAGUGGUGAUGUUAAAUUAGCAAAUUAUGCGAUACAUUAUGCCUCGCUUGGUGGAGUGAUGGUUUCUGCUCCAAUAGACGUACCAAGAUUCCUUCCUCCGGAAACCGUCAUGAGCCAUAGUAUGGCCCAUGAAGCACCAAUUCCUGAAUCAGACCUAGAGUGGAGCGGAUCUGACCACUCGUAUGAUGUUUGGACAUUUGGCCUUCUGUUACUCGAAAUGACUUUUAAGGUGCGUCUUUGGGAGUUUUUAAGCUUGAAGCAAAUAUUUUCGAAAUUGAUACUCCUUUUCGACGCGGACUCAGACGACGAAGCGUUACUUGAUGACAUCUUGAGGAGCAACAAGAUCGACGAAGCCUUUGCAAAAUUUGAUCCAGUCGUACAAAAUGUUGUGCGAAAUUGUCUAAAGCGUAAUCCAGCAAAUCGUUCAACAUGCAAAGAAUUGAUGACGCUCUAUCCGGAGUCUCUGAGAAUCAAGCUAUUAUUAACUGGAUAUAAUGUGCAUGAUAACAAAGUUGCUCUGUUUGAAGAAUUUCGCCAACCAGUUGUUGAGAUUUCAAAACUGCCUUUAAAACCACUAACGACCGAAAGUUUCAUUUAUACUCGUCAUUCAGAUGAAAUAUUCCAUUUAUGGAAACUAGCAGGUGGGAAUCUGGCAAAGGAGAUGCAGAAACAAGGUCUACUGAAACAGAUCUUCCAGAUAUGCAGGUUCCCAAACUGUAUAUCAAAUGACGGUGUCUAUCUUGGCAACGAGUUCUCGAGAAUUUUAAAGGCGAAUGACCGAAUCAUAGAGUUGAGUAUCGAAUCUUUACAAAGUAAAUUAUCAUCGGUGUCUAUGGAUACAUUUUUCCCUUUGCUGUGCUUCUCGAGCCAAUCAGUUAUAGCAGCGGGCGGUGAUUUCGGGAUGCGAUGCUUAGGAUCGAACAUCAAAGAAGUCGACGUUGAGUAUCAACUAAAAAGACUUGUAAUGUUCCACAGGUUGAUUAGAGCGUUUCCUGUAACGAAAAAACUUCUGUACAAGGAGGCUUUUACGGAUAUUCCUGCCUAUUACAGAAACUUUAUAUGGGCUGCGCUUUUGCAUGUUAACUGUAGUGCUACAUAUAUGAUGAAAGUUAACUCGAUGUUAGACAGUAUCGACUUCUCCGUGGAGUUGCCAAGUGACAAGCAGAUCGACGUUGACAUACCAAGAUGUCAUCAAUAUCACCCCCUAUUAUCCUCGCCCACAGCCCACGGGGCUCUGAGAACUGUGAUCCGGGCUUGGGUUAUUUCGAACCCAGACCUGGUCUACUGGCAAGGCCUGGACUCAUUAGCGGCCCCUUUCGUAUGUCUACAUUUCAACAAUCCUGCUCUUGCAUUUUCUUGUCUAUCUCAAUUUAUUAAAAAGUACUUGUAUAAGUUCUUCUUGGCGGAUAACUCGGCGAUUAUUCAAGAAUUUCUUGCUUGUUUCUCGCAAGUUAUAGCAUUCCACGAUCCAGAACUAUUUUACCAUUUACACGAACAGAAUUUCUCGCCAAAUCUGUACGCUAUGUCAUGGUUCUUAACAGUUUUUGCUCACACCUUUCCCAUGGGCAAAAUCUAUCAUUUGUGGGAUACUUUAAUACUGCAAGGACCCUCUUUUCCUCUAUUCAUGGGUGCAGCCAUUUUGGAAUUGUUACGAUCUCAACUGCUUGCUGUAGAUUUUGAUGGUGCAAUUCUAUUGUUUUCCGAUAUACCUGAAAUUGAAGUAGAGUCUAUUAAGACUCUUUCAUUACAGCUUUCGGUGUCAACGCCCCCAAGUUGUUUAUUUCGGAACUGGGUGAACCCCGAUCUAUAUCAUACACAGUUCUUGCCGAGUGACAACUUAACCCGUAUACAAUCUAAAUGUAGCAUUGAUUACCCGUUAUCUGAACGACAAUUAGACUGGUGCCCGAGAAUUCACGCACACGAUGUGAUCGUACUUAUCAAGUUGAGAGACGAAAGCUCAUCAGGAGAUAAUCUGAUUCAAAACUCAGAAAUGAAAUUGUCCAAGUUUGUUAUAAUUGACGUGCGGUCAAAAUCUGAGUUUGACAGAGGUCACUUGCCAGAAAGCGUGAACAUAAAUUACGGAGAAAUGAUGCAUGAAGAUGAAGUCAAGGUCAUUGCGCUAAUAACCGAUCAAGUGAAGGUCGAGGAUAACAGCUUGGUCGUAGUAAUGGGUCCUUCUAAUAACGUGAUAUUAUGCAGAAACUUCACUAGUUUAUUGAUUAAGUCAUCGUACUCUAGAGUUUGUUUUGUGCACGGAGGAGCAGACGAGUUCGCUCACACAAAUUUGAUGAUUGUAAAUUAACUGUAGUUAAUAAUAAUUGCUGUUGUAGUGUAGUUAACUAAAUUUUACAGAAAAAUCUGAAAAAUAAUCUAUCGAUUCUUUACGCUUGCAAUAA
Molecule: messenger RNA, 2863 nt
Organism: Symsagittifera roscoffensis
Lineage: Eukaryota; Metazoa; Xenacoelomorpha; Acoela; Convolutidae
Product: TBC domain-containing protein kinase-like protein
Exons: 2
Coding region: 112-2769 (885 amino acids)
Biological process (GO): activation of GTPase activity; protein phosphorylation
Molecular function (GO): ATP binding; GTPase activator activity; protein kinase activity
Source: RefSeq, a predicted model, not a curated record